This is a messenger RNA of Arctia plantaginis, 948 nucleotides long. Lineage: Eukaryota; Metazoa; Arthropoda; Insecta; Lepidoptera; Erebidae. The record is from the annotation of a GenBank genome assembly.
AUGGGUGCUAUAGCGAGCCGAUACCGUGUACACAACUCAGGACUCAUAAGCACCGAUAUAAAGAACAUAGAGAGUGAGGAAAAACGUGAAAAUCCCGGAACGUUAGAUGAGAUACAUAAAAAGUCUAAAGAUGUCAUGCCCGUUAAUUUUGAAGGUGGAAAGCUUAUGGUCAACAGGGGUCUCUCCAAUCAUUUUCAGAUGUCCCACACUUUGACAAUGAGUUCAGCUCAAAAUGGCUACAAGCUGGGAGCAACGUACAUUGGAACCAAGCAGAUAUCACCCACAGAAGCUUUCCCUGUCAUCCUGGGAGAUGUAGACCCUGCCGGGAAUGUCAACUUUAGCCUCAUUCAUCAACUCACACCAGAAAUUAGACUCAAAGGCGCUGCUCAGGUGCAAGAAUGCAAGCUGACAGCCACCCAAGGCACAUUGGAGUAUAAAGGGUCAGACUACACACUCGCAAUGGCUGUGGGCAAACCUGACUUUAGUGAGAAGUCUUCAGUAUUUGUUGGACAUUAUUUACAGUCAGUAACAAAGCGGUUAGCACUUGGCACGGAGCUGGUGUACCAGUCCGGUGCGAGGGUCAUGGGAGGAGAGAUUGCCAUCACUUCUGCUGCCGCUAGAUAUACCAUGGACGAUUCGGAAAUAUCAGCGACGCUCAGCUCGGCCAAUUUCCACUUGUGUUACUUCAAGCAGUGCAGUGAACAACUACAGGUGGUCGCAGAGAUGGACACUUCAUUCCGAGGGAUGGAGUCCACAGGCACCAUUGGUUAUCAAGUCACCAUACCCAAAGCAGAUCUAGUCUUUAGAGGCAUGGUAGAUUCAAAUUGGAACAUUGGCGCUGUACUAGAAAAGAAACUGCAGCCGCUGCCAUUCACAUUUGCCCUAUCAGGCAUGGCCAACCAAGGCAAACAGCAGUUCAAGUUUGGCUGCGGCCUCAUCAUCGGCUAA